Hymenoscyphus albidus is the source of this 1818-nucleotide messenger RNA. The record is from the annotation of a GenBank genome assembly. NCBI's taxonomy places the organism in Eukaryota, Fungi, Ascomycota, Leotiomycetes, Helotiales, Helotiaceae.
CGACUUCACUCUUCCUUUGACAAUAUUUAAUACUAACAUUCACCUUUCAAAAGUCUCCAGAUGGUUCUAAUUCCUUAAUAAACUUUCACCUCUGGUUUGUUCCGUCCCGCCGGCACUACUCAACACUGCAAAAGCUACUUUAGUUCAGCAUCCCAACUUUACCAUUCUAGGUAUCUCCAACCACAAAAAUGUCGGACUUAGAUGCCAAUUCAAGGGCCGCCUCGCCAGGCCCAGAAGCUGGAAAUGGCUCCGCAGAACCAAGCCGACGAGCUUCAGAAAAACCAGAUGCGCCACCAGCAGCGGAUGCUGAUGUGGAUAUGGACGACGACGAUGACGACGAUUCCCUGGCAUCUGAUCUUUCCGAGGUCGACGAGGCUGAAUUCGCAGAUUUCGAUCCCAAGACUGUCGCCAUCGAAGACAAACCAGUUGAACUAGAUGAGUAUGCGGUGGGCACAUUGAAGGCAGCCAAGCGACAGAGAUCCGAUAAGGAUGGCAAGAAAUCGAAAGAGGGCAAACGCGACAAAAAGAAGAGACGUCGUGAUGAGGAUGAGGAUCCAGAUGGAGAGCGCAUGGAAGGCAAGAGAAUCCGCAAACCGAGAUCUGAUGAGGAGAGAAAGAAGGGAGAUGGGGCAACGAGGGAAAGAAGACAACCAUCACCAGAGAAUGAGGCAAGUUUGACGCCCGAGGAGAGACGACGGAGAGCUUUGGACAAGCAGAUGGAUAUGGCCUUGAAGAAUCCAAACAAGAGGCGACGCAAGAAGGAUGAAGUGGUAUGUACAAAUAUGCUUGUCUUCGCUGCAUGUGCUUACAGUAUUACAGGAUCUUGAAGAGGCAUUCGAUGAAGAAAUCGCUCAACUCAAGGUUGAAAUGGAACGCGCUUGUACUGCCGACAAUGAGGCCCGCGAUCAAGGCCAACCUGCAGUCCAUAAACUCAAGAUGCUUCCAAAAGUGGUAUCUCUUCUCAACCGCAACACCGUCCAACAUUCGAUUGUUGAUCCCGAUACCAACUUCCUGCAAUCCGUGAAAUACUUCCUAGAGCCACUUCCCGAUGGAAGUCUCCCGGCAUAUACAAUUCAACGAGAUCUUUUUGCAGCACUCGCCCGUCUACCAAUUGAAAAAGAGUCGUUGCUGAGUAGUGGCAUUGGCAAGGUUGUUCUUUUCUAUACCAAAAGCAAGAAGCCCGAGAUUGGAGUCAAAAGAGCUGCUGAACGGUUAUUGGGAGACUGGUCAAGACCUAUUUUGAAGCGAACUGAUGAUUUUAAACAACGGAAGGUGGCCACCAGAGAAUUCGAUCAUCAGUAUGUUGACCCUUUUACUAAUUUCAUUGCUCACUUAACUAAUCACGUUACAGGGCUGCUCAACUUGCUCUUCGACCAUCUGGAACUCAGUCCUCUCAAAUGCCAGCGUCCCAGCGGGCAGGCAUGUCACAACGUGAAAUCGAACGAGAACGAGUCCUUGCUCAACCAAACAGAAGUAAUCGUGCCAGAUUGGAAACUUCGAAUACUAGUUAUACCAUUGCUCCAAAGAGUACCUUUGAUCCUAGCAAGGGUAUUGAUCCGAUGUCGAGACCUAUUGGUGCUGGUGGUGCGGAAGCGUUUAGGAAGAUGACUGCUAAGCAAGUACGCAAGAAGUGAAGAAUCCCAGGUGUGUAACUGUAAAAUAGACUAUUUUCUUUUUGCUGGCAGUAUGGGGCGGAAAUUUAUGGUAGGGGGUUGUUGGUGAGAAAUGCAUUAUGGAGCGUGGCGUUACUUUGUUUGUAUGGUAGGGGCGAGAACCAAUUUGAUAAGUUUUCAAUCAAAUGCUAGCAAAGAGCUUGAC